Molecule: messenger RNA, 461 nt
Organism: Periconia digitata
Lineage: Eukaryota; Fungi; Ascomycota; Dothideomycetes; Pleosporales; Periconiaceae
Source: the annotation of a GenBank genome assembly
CCGCCACGGGGUCCCCGGAAGCCGGCAGGUAGACAAUAUAUCGGUGCAGAAUCUUACCUCAUCGACUUCUUCUUCGGCUAUACUCAAUGGUUCUGCACCGGAGCACGAGCGAAGUGGAUUCUGGGGUAAGUAAAAAAAAACUUGUCGUGGGUAUAACAAAGUACCGUGACCUCAGACGUCCCGGUAACAUUCACGUUGCCUUUUUGUCAUGUUUCGAGGUAGCGCACUUGCACUCGGCACGUAUGCACCUCACACAGAAACGGCACAUGGUACUACGAGACCGACUCGGACGCACGCACACAGUAGAUGGAAUCCCGGUUUGGUCCAUGCACUUGUCCAUCAGUACAUGUACAUGUACGUUUCUACCGCGGGCAACCGCUAAUCACUGCUCGGGGAUGUACGCACCCCACGCCACCAAACCCAUCGAACGGGUAUGUGCACCAAUUGAUGAGUACAAUUGA